AUGGAAAUCGUAGAUGACUCAGUUGUUGUAGAGCUUAGCAGCGUUGAACUCGGGGAGGAUUUAGUCAAACCUCAGCAUAUUCAGGACUGGGAUGAUAUAAAGAACGAUCCAGGGACUGAGGGAGAGUUGGGGGAUGAGACAGAAGAGGAAGAUUGGAUUAUGAGGGUGUGCUCCAACAACGAUUUCUGGCAGAAACUGCAGCCCCAGAUGCAAGAAGCAGCCAAAGCAGUGAAGACCACAAAAGCAUAUGCAGGAACUUCUCGAUCUGCAAUUUUCCGCAAGAAUCAAAGACUUAAAACGGCUGCCAUGGGCACACCAUCUCUCACUUCAAUUGGCUUUAUUGGGAUAUCAAAGGAGCCUGCAGAGAGUUCUACCAAUAACCAUAAUCAGCAACAAACAAUAUCUCUUUUCCCAAAGGCUUUAAGCUCAGUGGACAUCAUCACCAUUCGAAAAUACGCAAGGAAGUGCUUUCGAUAUAUGGACGCAUAUCGAAAAAAUAUGUCUGGCCAAGUUGCUGAGCAACAAGUGAAAAAAUAUAGGUCUCAUCGACGUAUCCCAGCAAAUUGGGGAUUUAAAAUUACAGUCCACUGA
Molecule: messenger RNA, 591 nt
Organism: Lobosporangium transversale
Lineage: Eukaryota; Fungi; Mortierellomycota; Mortierellomycetes; Mortierellales; Mortierellaceae
Exons: 2
Coding region: 1-591 (196 amino acids)
Source: RefSeq, a predicted model, not a curated record